AUGACUGGGGGAACCACUGCCCAGACAGACAAGGCCUGGUCCAGCGCUAGCUGGGUUCCACUUGCUCGAGCAACGGGAUAUUUGAUUGACCAUUCACUUCGACUCACUCCGUCAACCAUUGCAAUCGUUGUGCCAGUGCGGUUUUUGCGCCCGAGUACACAAGCACAUGUGGAUUACCAUGAAUCAGAUGGACAGGACACUUGGACGCAGACAAAUAAUUGGUCGCCAAUACGCCAGGCUGGUAUCGCUAUUUGUCUUGUAUCCUUUUGUCCCCCAUACAAUGUAUCAUGGGGUCAACACGAUGAUAUUUGGUGCGACACCAGACUUUACGGCUCGAGAGCUUGUGAUGAGAGCGAUCAAGAUGGCCAAUUAUGUAGUCCUGGCGCGCGUAAGCCUGUGUUUCGCACAAAAUCUCAUGGUGUUAAACCUCAAGAUAAUGUACGCAGGAAGAGACCCCAGAACCAGACCCAGAAGAUUAGAAAGUCUGGUGUCGCACCAAAUAUCAUCGUGUUGUGCAGUGAAACUCACCCUGUCCACCUGAUUCAUAGUAAUCCACAUGUGCUUGUGUACUUGGGCGCAAAAACCGCACUGGCAGAACGGUUGCAAAUCGCGAUGGUUGACGGAGUACAGACAUGGUCAAUCAAAUAUCCCGUUGCUCGAGCAAGUGGAACCCAGCUAGCGCUGGACUCACCAGGCCUGCAGGACCCGAGCAGAAACAUGUCCUAUUCCGUCAUAAGCGCUGAGCCUAUCUAUGACGGUCGUGCCCAGAACAGCGAACCUUCUCUGUCUGGGCAGUGGUUCCCCCAAUCGUAA
Suillus clintonianus is the source of this 813-nucleotide messenger RNA. RefSeq lists its product as uncharacterized. The transcript has 7 exons. The coding region runs from base 1 to 813 and encodes 270 amino acids. The record is from RefSeq and is a predicted model, not a curated record. NCBI's taxonomy places the organism in Eukaryota, Fungi, Basidiomycota, Agaricomycetes, Boletales, Suillaceae.